Molecule: messenger RNA, 4286 nt
Organism: Hemicordylus capensis (graceful crag lizard)
Lineage: Eukaryota; Metazoa; Chordata; Lepidosauria; Squamata; Cordylidae
Gene: AP2A1
Product: adaptor related protein complex 2 subunit alpha 1
Exons: 25
Coding region: 151-3162 (1003 amino acids)
Biological process (GO): clathrin-dependent endocytosis; intracellular protein transport
Cellular component (GO): AP-2 adaptor complex; membrane coat
Molecular function (GO): clathrin-cargo adaptor activity
Source: RefSeq, a predicted model, not a curated record
AACCGAAGCCCAAUAGAACAUGAAAAUGUCCUGUGACGGACGGGGCGAGCAGCCAAUCGAAUCGGUCCGGGUCGGUUCGGUGCUGCUGGGCCAGGUUCGGGCGCGGAGUGGAGCGGAGCAUCGCUAGGGUCCCGAUCCGACACCGCCACCAUGCCGGCCGUUUCCAAGGGAGAUGGGAUGCGGGGCCUGGCCGUCUUCAUCUCCGACAUUCGGAACUGUAAGAGCAAAGAGGCGGAAAUCAAACGAAUUAACAAGGAGUUGGCCAAUAUCCGGUCCAAAUUCAAGGGAGAUAAAGCCUUGGAUGGCUACAGCAAGAAGAAAUAUGUUUGCAAGCUGCUCUUCAUCUUCCUGCUGGGCCAUGACAUCGACUUUGGGCACAUGGAGGCAGUCAACCUGCUCAGCUCCAACAAGUACACAGAGAAGCAGAUUGGUUACCUGUUUAUUUCGGUGCUGGUGAACUCCAACAGCGAACUGAUCCGCCUCAUCAACAAUGCCAUCAAGAAUGACUUGGCGAGCCGCAACCCCACCUUCAUGUGCCUGGCCCUGCACUGCAUUGCCAACGUGGGCAGCCGUGAGAUGGCCGAGGCCUUUGCCUCCGAGAUUCCCCGCAUCCUGGUGGCUGGUGACACCAUGGACAGCGUGAAGCAGAGUGCUGCCCUCUGCCUCCUACGCCUCUACAAGACCUCGCCUGACCUAGUGCCCAUGGGAGAGUGGACGUCGCGCGUGGUACACCUUUUGAAUGAUCAGCACAUGGGUGUGGUCACAGCUGCUGUCAGCCUCAUUGCCUGCCUCUGCAAGAAGAAUCCUGAUGACUUCAAGACGUGUGUCUCCUUGGCUGUGUCCAGGCUUAGCAGGAUUGUAUCAUCAGCCUCCACAGACCUCCAGGACUACACGUAUUAUUUCGUGCCAGCCCCCUGGCUCUCAGUCAAGCUCCUGCGGCUGCUGCAGUGCUAUCCUCCCCCAGAAGAUGCAGCAGUGAAAGGACGCCUGGUUGAGUGCCUGGAGACCAUCCUCAACAAGGCCCAGGAACCGCCCAAGUCCAAGAAGGUUCAGCAUUCCAACGCCAAGAAUGCCAUUCUCUUUGAAGCAAUCAGCCUCAUUAUCCACUACGACAGUGAACCCAACCUUUUGGUGCGGGCAUGUAACCAGCUAGGCCAGUUCCUACAGCAUCGGGAGACCAACCUGCGAUACCUGGCACUGGAGAGCAUGUGCACCCUGGCCAGCUCCGAAUUCUCCCAUGAGGCCGUCAAGACACACAUUGAGACUGUCAUCAAUGCCCUCAAGACGGAGCGGGAUGUGAGCGUGCGCCAGCGGGCUGCUGAUCUCCUCUACGCCAUGUGUGACCGCACAAAUGCCAAGCAGAUAGUCUCAGAGAUGCUUAGCUACCUGGAGACAGCGGAUUACUCCAUCCGUGAAGAGAUUGUGCUGAAGGUGGCUAUCCUGGCGGAGAAAUACGCGGUAGACUACAGCUGGUAUGUGGACACCAUCCUCAACUUGAUCCGUAUUGCUGGGGACUAUGUGAGCGAGGAAGUGUGGUACCGCGUCAUCCAGAUCGUCAUUAACCGGGACGAUGUGCAAGGCUAUGCCGCCAAGACUGUCUUUGAGGCCCUGCAGGCUCCUGCUUGUCAUGAGAACAUGGUGAAAGUUGGUGGCUACAUCUUAGGAGAAUUUGGGAACCUCAUUGCUGGAGAUCCUCGCUCCAGCCCUCUGGUGCAGUUCAACUUGCUACACUCCAAGUUUCACCUGUGCAGUGUGUCCACACGAGCUCUGCUUCUCUCCACCUACAUCAAGUUCAUCAAUCUCUUCCCGGAGACCAAGGGCACCAUCCAGGAAGUGCUGCGCUCAGACAGCCAGAUCCGCAACGCUGACGUGGAGUUGCAGCAGCGUGCCGUUGAAUACCUCAAGCUCAGCUCCAUCGCCAGCACCGAUGUCUUGGCAACAGUGCUGGAGGAGAUGCCGCCAUUCCCUGAACGUGAGUCGUCUAUCCUGGCAAAGCUCAAGAAGAAAAAGGGCCCUGGCGCUGGCAGUGAACUAGAUGAUGGCAAGAAGGACCCCAACUCUGAGAUUAAUGGGGGCAUGGAGCCCUCAGCCAGCACUGCCUGCAGGACUAGAGAAAAAGCAUGCUCCCACAGCAUAGGACCCAAUGGCUAUUCCUUUUCCCGCAAGUCAACGCCAUCCCCAUCUGCCGACCUGCUAGGCCUCCGGGCAGCUCCGUCUGCCACUUCCGGUGUCCCUACCAGUGCUGGCAACCUCCUGGUGGAUGUUUUCUCUGACAGUCCCUCAGCUGCAACUGGCCUUGUGUCUGGCACUGAAGAUAAUUUCCUUAGCAGUGACUUGGAGCCACCUCCUGAGAGUCCUGGGUCCCUAUUGGUGGAGGCUGGCCUGCCUGCAGACUCAGGGGCUGCCGCUUCUGUCUCUGAGGACCCCGCUUUGCCUAUUGCUGAGGCCGAUGAACUGCUUAACAAGUUUGUGUGUAAGAACAACGGAGUGCUCUUUGAGAACCAACUGCUGCAAAUUGGGGUGAAGUCUGAGUUCCGGCAGAACUUGGGCCGGAUGUAUCUCUUCUAUGGGAACAAAACAUCUGUCCAGUUUCAGAGCUUCACCCCGACAGUGAGCUACCCAGGAGACCUGCAGAGCCAGCUCAACAUCCAGACAAAAGCAGUGGAGCCGCUGGUGGAGGGAGGGGCACAAGUUCAACAGGUCCUGAACAUCGAGUGUCUGAGCGACUUCACAGAGGCCCCGCUCAUCAACAUAAAAUUCCGGUACGGCGGGACGCUGCAGAACCUCACGCUCAAAUUACCUAUCACAGUCAACAAAUUUUUCCAGGCGACAGAGAUGCAAUCGCAAGAUUUUUUCCAGCGCUGGAAACAGCUCAGCCUGCCACAGCAGGAAGCCCAGAAAAUCUUCAAGGCAAACCAUCCAAUGGAUUCAGAGGUGACUAAGGCCAAGCUGUUGGGCUUUGGCAGUGCACUCUUGGAGAAGGUGGAUCCAAACCCUGAUAACUACGUAGGAGCUGGGAUUAUCCAGACAAAGGCACUACAGGUUGGAUGCCUUCUGCGGCUGGAGCCCAAUGCCCAGGCACAGAUGUACCGCCUGACCCUCCGUACCAGCAAGGAGUCUGUUUCGAAGCACCUUUGUGAGCUGCUUUCUCAGCAGUUCUGAGGCGUUGGCUACACUGGAGGAGGGAGGGGAAAGGCCGUUCCUGCACACUGGCUGCCUCUAUCUGUUCCCUCCCACCUCCUCUCCAACCAGGGGCCUCCCGAGAGACUGUACUGCUCCCUGCCUGUUGUCGUGAUAACCUCUGUGUUCUCAUUGCCUAGCCCGGGCCAGCACCAAGGGGGAAUAACCAAGGGGGGAGCCAAAAAUUGGGUCCCUGGGAUGGAUGAAGUAGAAUUUGGGAGGUGUGGGACAUUCCUCCAGGAAUAAUCUUCUCCUUGCCCGGAGGGUGCCCCUUGGAAGAAAGCCAGGAUCUCUCCCACCCCAUAUGCCUGGUCCAUUCUAACUCAGGAUGAGGCUGAGAUUUGUGGUCUUAAUCCCUAGCCCCCACCCCAGUAUGAUUUAGGCUGGCAUUUUGGUUUUGUUUACAACCCUUACCCCUGAUUUCUCAUCCAUGGCCUUCCUCCUUUCUGUCGGGGAGUGGAGUAAACGUGUCGGCUACACUGCUUCUCCCAGAGCUGGCGGGGGGGGGGGGAAUGGGGGGGGUGGGCAAAUGCUUGUAGGGAGGUGAUUUUGUGUUUCUUUGCCUUGUGUAUUUCCUCUGGGGUGGGGGUGUGAAUUCUCCCUUUCCUCUGUCAAUGGACCAUUCCAGUGUUACAGUGUGUGUUUGUGGGGAAGUAAUCAUACUGGAGAGUAGGCCUACCUUCCCCUUCUCUCACCCCUAGAAGGAAAGCAAGCUGCACAAUGGUGGAGAGGGCAGUGGGAGAAGAGUUGCUUAUCAGCAAAUCUCCUUACUCCCCUCCCCUGCCCCUCCAGUCCGGGGAGUGGGUGUUUCAUUGGAUCCUCAAGCAGCAGUGAGGUUUGGGGAGACUGAUUCUGAAGUGCUGCCCCUCCAUGCAUUUCAGAAAAGGGAGGAGGGAGGGCUCAGCUCAUGCUAGUUUGGGGGUGUCCCAGCUUCCCAUGCUGGCCCGGGCUCCAUGUUACUCUGCUGUGUAGGUGUUAUCUAGCGCAUCUUAGUUUAUCUGGGUUUUGAAUGCCUGUAUCUAUCUCCAUGUGACUCUAAUAAAGCCGUGGGGGCGGGGGAGAGCCAGAAUCAAGCCAGGCUGGGUCACCCCCACACCGCUGACUGA